AUGAUCUUUAUUCCCAUUACCAUAUUAAUCUUUCUACUUUCCUUAGCAGCUUCAGACAAAUCACCCAAAAUUAAGAAGAACCCCAGAAAUGUUGUUGCCGUUGCUGAUUUCCCGUUUGGCGGCGAUACACAAGUGAAAGGAAACGCGGUGUUUAGUGCUAAAGAAGGUAAAUAUGUCAACGUUCAUAUUGAUAUGACUGGAUUGCCCAAAGACGAGGGACCAUUUUUCUACCAUAUCCAUGAACGGUCGGUUCCUGGAAACGGCAAUUGCGAAGCAGUUGGCUUGCAUUUCAACCCUUAUAAUGCUAGUCCGGUUUGUGAUGAGCAAAAAAACGAUGCCUAUUGUCAAGUGGGCGACUUGCUGGGGAAACAUGGUUGCAUCAACACAACUUGCUUUGAGUUAAAAUACAGCGACCCAUAUUUAUCGUUGAAUAAGAAAUCAAAGUCGUCUAUUAUUGGGAAAUCGUUGGUGUUCCAUUAUCCGAAUUUGACAAAAAUUGCUUGUGCGGAUAUUGAAGAGGCAAACGAGUUGAGACUACAAAGUUUGAUUGAAGAAUACACCCAAACCGACGACACCAUUCAAUUAAAAGAGCUAAAUACUCCGCUAGAAAAUGAUUACACAUUUGAUGAGGUAGAAGCGUUGUCAUCAGAGGUAUACCAUUCUGAUACCGACCCAGACCCACCUCAACAACAAGAAUUAGUUCUGACUGAAAAAUUAUAUAACAAAACUGACAACGUCUAUACCCCAGAAGAACCUAAAUCUAGCGACCAAAACAAAAAGAGUCAUCGACACUCCUUGCUACCCUUGGCCAAAUGGAAAAAAAAUAGUCCCAAAAAUUACUCCAACAUUUCUCUUCACGGAAUCUCGAGCGAUUGUCUCAAUGAUGGUAUGAUGGUCACCAGUUCAAUAUUUGGUUCUCUUGUAUUGGGAAUAGCUGCAGGAAUGUUUGUCUAG
Messenger RNA from Candida dubliniensis CD36, 954 nucleotides. It is a transcript of the gene SOD6, whose product is annotated as Sod6p. The transcript has a single exon. NCBI's taxonomy places the organism in Eukaryota, Fungi, Ascomycota, Pichiomycetes, Serinales, Debaryomycetaceae. The record is from RefSeq and is a predicted model, not a curated record. Gene Ontology annotation, cellular component: extracellular region. Gene Ontology annotation, biological process: removal of superoxide radicals. The coding region runs from base 1 to 954 and encodes 317 amino acids. Gene Ontology annotation, molecular function: copper ion binding; superoxide dismutase activity.